Messenger RNA from Thyridium curvatum, 594 nucleotides. RefSeq lists its product as uncharacterized. The transcript is spliced from 3 exons. The record is from RefSeq and is a predicted model, not a curated record. Lineage: Eukaryota; Fungi; Ascomycota; Sordariomycetes; Thyridiales; Thyridiaceae. Bases 1 to 594 code for a protein of 197 amino acids.
AUGAUGCUCGGUACCGUUUUUCUCUCAGCCGUGCUGUUGCCCCUUGUGGCCGCCAGGCCAGAGGGUCGGCACCCCGGAUCGUCCACGCAGCGGCGCGGCUUGGGCAUGCUGGCGGUCGACCAGUCUCAGUUCGACUUUCUCCCAUAUGAACUGAGAGAUAUCUGCUUUGACUGUACCCGACCGAACCCCGACGCCCUGUACUCGUGCCAGGUCAAAUUUGAUUGGUUCGACCCAAAUUCGACCAAGGACAAUAACGUGACAGCGUGCAGCUGCGCAUAUUCGUGGUCUUGGGACGGUGUCACCACGGAACCCGGAGCGCAAAACACAUUCGACCCCAAGGCUUACAUUCCCUGCCUAAGGGACACUCCCGUAUACUUCGAGAUGGCACUCAAAUGGCUGGCUGGGGCCAAUAAUUUCAGCCUGGCAAUGUCCCACCAUUACAAGGACACUUCCAUCGAGCCGAAUAGUCCCUACAGCUGGUUCUCGACCUAUGCCUAUCCUCAGCUUAGCUUGCCACUCGUUUUACAGGAGGAAAAUUCGAUGACCCACUACCACCCAGGUCCAAUAUUUGCGAAAAUCGUCGCCAUCGACUGA